AUGGACCAAAAGACGACACUUGAAUUUCUGAGCCACUUCAAGUCGAAGUUACCUCCGGGCAUGGCUGAACUCCUCAUGAGGAAGGUCGAGUCUGGCGAGUUGGACUCGAAUAAGGCGGGAGGCUCCUCGUCUCGUACUAAGCUUGUCAGAGAUCCUAUACGUCAAGCCCGCACUGACAAGGCGCGGGUGUUUAUGGAUCGCGGUCAAGAUCUUACUCAGAACCCGGUCACUGCCGAUUUUGAUGAGGCUGCCGAAGAGUAUGCAAAGGCUAUCACUAGCAUCGUCGGCGAAGACUUCUGCGUACCCUCUCGCGGCGGCUAUAUCUCUCAGAAGUAUCUUGACCUCGACGAGAUUGAGCGUUCAAUGCUUAUGUCUACGUGUGCCGGUCUUGGCUCAGCUAUUCACAAUGCCGGCGUCAGAGGCGAUCGAGAUGACGAUGCUCGCGCGCUCAUGUACUCUGAAGAAGUUGAGAUAGUACACCGACAUCUGUUCUUCUCUCAAACUCCCAAUGAGUAUCCAUGGAAGAACUCCAACCUGCCCCUGACUGAAUACUGGCAGGCUCGCAUGGUCGCCAUGAUCAACGCUUCCUCUCUGUACAAGUCACUCGGCAACACGGCAACGGCAUGGCAUCAGCUUGCUACAAUCCGCGCUCAAUUCGAGAAUAACUUCAUCCUCGAGAAACAAGACCUUCAAAAGCUACUCCCACCCAUAAGCCAUUUCGCUGAGAUGAGCGCCUUGAAGCAUCCGGAGCCGCGAUUGGCUGCACUGGCUAAGGUGAUCCGUCCAGAUCUGCAGGUCCUGGGAAGUUGGCAGAAGCUGCAGGUAUCCGGCAGAGGCCUUCCCGUACGGCAAGGAGAGGCGUAUUGUGUCUGGAACAGUUGUCUAUACGUCUUGGGCGGCGAAAGGCAUCCGUCUGAGGGUCCGUACUACAAUGACUUUCACUAUAUCGAUCUCAACAAACUGGAUGGAUGGCACACGUUGCCGUCCUUCCCCAACAAGAGCAUACCGAAUAACGGUUUGCUAACGCAUCAUGGGAUGUAUGUGAACGAGAACACGCUAUACUUCUUUGCUGGUUUCGACACAUUAUACGCCUUUGAUCUUGUGAAGCGCAAGUGGAAGAACCGCACUGUCCAGGCCUUGCCUGCUGUCCCAGGUACUCGAUGGCCUACAGACGAUGCUCUAUGCGAGUUUGCGAGCACUUACGCACCGCGCCGCGAACACUUCUACGUCUUUGGAGGCAAGCAUAGCGACGAACGACUGGGUUGCGACUUGUUCCUCGUCAUCAAUAUGCGUACUGGUCAGUGGCGAAAGCUCUCUGGCAAUGCCCGAGCCGCGGAUCUACGCGCAGACUAUCGCUCUCCUGGUCCGCGCGGGAACGCCAUGCUGUGGACAGAUGCGGACGAGAAGAAGAUAUACCUCUUCGGUGGUGAAGCCGAUCGUAGUGGCGCGAUGAUAAACGGUCAGAAACACGGCGCUGGCGUCUCUUACCCGUACGAUGACUUCUGGUCUUGGGAUAUCGAGGGCGAGUUCUGGACCCGUGGGCGAGUAUCGGGAAAUCCACCUUGCCCGCGUUCAGAGGCCGGCUACGUCUUUAACCCCAGUCUGAACAGCGCUAUUGUCUUCGGAGGCUACAACCCCGCGCUCGUUUCGAGCGUCACGGACGAACAGGGUCGAGAGCAAACCUGGGACUUCCAGUACUUUGCCGACACGUUCAUGCUCGACAUGAGUACGCGCGCUUCACCAGACGAUCCUCUGCGCUGGAAACAAGUGCUUACGCGCGGCUUCCCGACGUAUCGAGCGAACACGAGACUGAUCACCGAUCCUGCAACUGGGAAGACGUUCCUGUAUGGUGGGUACACCAGCCAUGAGUAUCUGCCAUUCUACGAGCGAUCGCGCUGCUUCUCGGACAUCUGGCAGCUCAAGGUGGACGUCAUGAACGGGUACUUCGAGGACGUUGACGUGGAAGAAGAGGCGCGUUCCGCCAAGGCCGGCCCGUGGCAGCGGUGUUUCACUUGCGGCUCAACAGGCCGAAGCUGGAAGCGGUGUGGAGGCUCUUGCAGCGGCCGCGCCUUGUUCUGUGGCAAGGAAUGCCAACUCGAAGGUUGGAAAGAGCAUAAGAAGGUGCACGGUUGCAGAAAGAAAGCUGAUUGA
This is a messenger RNA of Peniophora sp. CBMAI 1063, 2151 nucleotides long. Lineage: Eukaryota; Fungi; Basidiomycota; Agaricomycetes; Russulales; Peniophoraceae. The record is from the annotation of a GenBank genome assembly.